CGCACGACGCUUGGCAACGAUGACCAGUUUGAAUUGUCCGGCGUCAGAGAGAGCGAUACGAAGGAGGAAACGGUUGCUGACGUGAGAGCCGCACGUCUGGUAUCCUGGACCUGGAGUGAUUUUUAGUAGUGAUCAAUGACGGUCGAGGAGACGAAAGACGGUGGAACCGAGCCGUGCGAGCAGUCGCUGGCGUUCGUCUUGAAGGCAUCUGGCGUCUUUGAAAGCAACGAUCCGCAGACUCGCACGGAGCCGAAAGGCUUUCAGUUUGAAGUUGCAUCAUGAGGCGCCAAGACAAGAAUGCAGAUUGAACGAACGGGCGGCUGUUGAAGGAGCCGAUGCUCGGGUCAAGAGAACGCGCAAAGGCCUGAGGUCGCCUGAAGACGCCUGAUGCGUGGACGGCGACCCUCAACACAGGAACGAGCACUGAUGGAUGCACCGAAACUUAUGGAACGCGCGGACGAGUGAACAGCGGCCACGGACAGAGUGGGCGUGGCAGUCACACAAGUGAAGUGAGUCAGAGCACAGUACAGCAACAGUCAUGAAAGCUGACUGAGGGCUGCGAAGCAGGGCAGGCUCCCCGCGGCGUGAGUCCAAGUGGCUAAGUUAUUGUCGGCUGUGACCCAGGGUUGAGUCGUAGCCGAAGUGGCGUGCAGGAGGACGUGAACGUAGGAAACGUGGUUGUUAACGAACGAAACGAAAAAGAUACGC
This is a messenger RNA of Phytophthora nicotianae INRA-310, 708 nucleotides long. RefSeq lists its product as hypothetical. The coding region runs from base 136 to 282 and encodes 48 amino acids. NCBI's taxonomy places the organism in Eukaryota, Oomycota, Peronosporomycetes, Peronosporales, Peronosporaceae. The record is from RefSeq and is a predicted model, not a curated record. The transcript has a single exon.